This is a messenger RNA of Gekko japonicus, 569 nucleotides long. RefSeq names its product SAYSVFN motif domain containing 1 (gene SAYSD1). NCBI's taxonomy places the organism in Eukaryota, Metazoa, Chordata, Lepidosauria, Squamata, Gekkonidae. The record is from RefSeq and is a predicted model, not a curated record. The coding region runs from base 1 to 390 and encodes 129 amino acids. The transcript is spliced from 3 exons.
AUGGACUCCACGCCGGACCCGAGCCACGGGCCCGGAAAGGCCGCGCGACAACCCCAGCGCGAGGAAUCCAGUCAAAGAACACACAGCCCCAAGACCCAAGCUGUUUUAUCCCCUCCACGGUGGACCCAUUACUUUUUUGCGAACGUGACCUUUCUCAAGUUUCUCCUCUGGCUGGUCUUACUGGGACUCUUUGUGGAACUGGAGUUUGGUUUGCCAUAUUUUGUCCUGUCUAUGUUUUAUUGGAUCUAUGUGGGAACCCGUGGCCCUGGAGAAAGGCAGAAUGGAGAAAAAAGUGCUUACUCUGUAUUUAACCCAGGUUGUGAAGCUAUAGAAGGAACUCUCACAGCAGAACAACUUGAGAGAGAACUACAGUACGGGGCCCUUUGCUGAGAGGUAACUGGUAUUAUACCAACUCAGCUAUCACUAUUGUGAACAUGUAUUUUUUCACUUGAAUUAAAUUGAAACUGUUUCCUAUGGCAUUUUUUCCACCUUUUAACAGAAGUUCCAGCUUUGUAAACAAAUCUCUAAGGCUGCGAUCACACAGACACUAAACAAUCCACUUUCAGUGC